AAUUAAGGUAGCAAACAAAUUAUUUUGAAACCAAGUCACAAGUUGUGGAAUUCCAAAACCACCUGAAAACAACCUUAACCAAAACAAAUCUAUAAAUAGGACCAAACACAAGCUACAACACUCACAAUUCAAAAAACUCAGAGCUCAAGAAAAAAACAUUCAUUAUGGCUGCAAAACCACAUUUUCAGCUCCCCAUAACCAUUUUGGUACUCUUUCUUGCUCUCGCAUUUGCUGCCCUAGCAAGUGCUUCCGAUCCCUAUUCCUCGCCCUUUGGAUUCUUGAAAAACCUCGAGGGGUGCCACAAGGGAGAGAAAGUGAAAGGAAUCAAUCAACUCAAAAACUAUCUCGAAAAAUUCGGUUAUGUUCACUACGACCACUCCAACAAUUCAAACUCAAAUAACGACGAGUUUGACGAUCUCUUGGAGGCGGCGGUGAAAACAUACCAAAAAAAUUUCCACCUUAACCCAACAGGAGUUCUCGACACCAAAACCGUGUCAACGAUGUCCAUGCCUCGGUGUGGCUGCCCCGACAUCAUAAACGGAACCAACACCAUGGAGAGAUCAUCAUCAAACCAUGGUCGCCACCUUGGAUCAUUCAAAACCGUCUCUCAUUUUCGAUUCUUCAACAAUAAUCUUAGGUGGCCCGCGGGUAAAACCCAUCUAACAUACGGAUUCGCACCCCAAACGCCGCCCCAAUUCUCGAGUAUCAUCGCCAGAGCGUAUACCAAGUGGGCAGAGCGAACUCAUUUCACGUUUUCCGAGGUGAACUUCGACAGUGCCGACAUGAAGGUGGGGUUCCAUGGUCGUACGAAUAAUCCUAGGGAUACGUUCGACGGGCGCGGCGGCACUCUCGCGCACGCGUGGGCCCCGACAGACGGACGGGCCCAUUAUGAUAUGGAUGAGAACUGGGCGGAUGAUGGGGUCAACCCCAGUGCGUUUGACCUAGAGUCUGUAGCCUUGCACGAGAUCGGUCACCAGCUGGGGUUGGCACACAGUGAGGUUGAGUUUGCAAUAAUGUGGGCAAAUAUUGGCCCAGGCCAAAGAAAGGGUUUACAUCAGGACGAUAUUAAUGGAAUCAGGACCUUAUACCGUGUUUGAUCAUCGAUCGAGCCGGAUCAAAAACGAAGAACUACGUACGUACUUAUAGUGUGUUUGAAUAAAUCAAUUUCGAUUAUAAAUUUGUGAUGUCGAAUUUCAUUUAAGAAAUUAAUUAUGAUGGGUUAUAUCCAAUGGAGACCCUCAUAUAUAUAUAUAAUUAUAUAUAUCUGUAUUUCCAUUAUGAGAAUAAAAAUUACAUGCAAUAUCCUAAUAUAUAUAUAAUAUUGAGAAUAUUUUAAGUGUACGUAGGCUCUUUUAUUUGUUUACCAUAUGCAUGCAUUGAUAUAUAUGUUGUUAUAAAAG
Molecule: messenger RNA, 1400 nt
Organism: Impatiens glandulifera
Lineage: Eukaryota; Viridiplantae; Streptophyta; Magnoliopsida; Ericales; Balsaminaceae
Product: metalloendoproteinase 1-like
Exons: 1
Coding region: 165-1097 (310 amino acids)
Biological process (GO): proteolysis; extracellular matrix organization; collagen catabolic process
Cellular component (GO): extracellular matrix
Molecular function (GO): metalloendopeptidase activity; zinc ion binding
Source: RefSeq, a predicted model, not a curated record